UAACUAUUUGUUAUCAAAUACUUAAGUUAUUGGAUAAUUAAAUUAUUAUUUUAUCGUAAUAAAAAUGCAAGCGGUAAACGUAGUAAGAUUCUAGGUUAUAUUGAAUCGAUUUAAAAAUAUAAAUAUAAAUUUGAAGAUGUGUCCUGCUUUAUUGGAAAAUGAAGAAAGAUGUUUCGGAGGUAUGACAUUUUUUGCCCGCAGUCAUCCUGCUGAGCUUUGCGGCAGUAAUGGACUUCCAUUAACUCCAAAUUCAAUAACAAUAUUAGGAAAAUCUCAAUUUAUGAAAACAAUUCAACAUCCAAAUUUAUCAACAUAUUUAGAUAUUAUUCGUAGCAAGCAUGAACGAACUAUCGUUGUUGCCGAAUAUAGAGGUGAAGCUCUUGCGACAAAAGAAAAUUUAUCCAACGAUGAUAUUAUUAAAAUUGCCUAUCAAUGUUUAAUUGGAUUGAAAUAUAUGAAUGAAUUAGGUUUAGUACAUAGUCACCUUAGUCCUGAAAAUAUUCUUAUUAAUAAAAAUGGUGAUGUUCAGCUUUAUAAUUUUGGAUUAUAUUAUAUGACUGAUCAUGGAAAAAAUGUUUCAUUUCCAAUUGGAUAUCCAAAAUAUACUGCACCAGAAAUUUUUCUUAAUAAUGGAGUAAGAAGUUUCAAAGUAGAUUCAUGGUCAUUGGGAAUGAUUAUUGCAGAACGUUUGUUGAAAUGCACACUAUGGCCUGGUGUUAAAUUAUCACAAUGUUUACGAAAAGUUCUUAGUUUAAUUCAUACUGAAAAUAGUGUAUUCGAACGAUUGUCACGAGAAAAUAAUUGUUAUAGAAUUUAUGAGAAUCUUCCAGAAGACAUCAAAGACUUUGUUAAUUCUUGCCUUCAAAUUCACACUUCAUUACGAAAAGUGCCCGAAGAUUUGUUAAGUUUACCAAUCUUUGAGAAUUUUUUAAAAAAAGAUGCAGAAGAAAUGGAAGAUAAAUUGUAUAAAAACGUAAUAAGUCGAAAAAUGGAUGAGCUGUAUUAUUUAUGGCAAUUAGCAGGUGGAGACAUGUUAAUGGAAUUAAAAAAACAAGGUUUAAUACGUUCAAGACCUCCUAUUCUAUCAAUACCAAAUUUAAUUAUCUUAUUGGGCCAAAUGUUUGGGCGCCGUGAUAUAGCAGGGUUGCUAGAUCUUCGCGUUAUAAAAGUACCUCUUAAUACAUUGAAUCAAAGAUUGUCUCAUAUACUUUAUGUCGCUAAUUACCCUCGACUCACAAGUGAUAUGCAUGUGCAAGCGCAAGAUGAUUUAACCGAAGCUGCAUCACAAUUGCCAUUAAUCAUACGAGAAAGAGAUACAGAAUAUCAAUUUCAUAGAAUUGUUUUAUAUGACAGAUUACUUCAAAUUUAUCCAAUUACAAAAGAUACCAUAAUUCGAGAAGCACAUAAAGAUAUUCCACCUCCAGUACGAGGUGCAGUUUGGGCGGCAUUGCUGAAUGUUACUGGAGACAUUCAAAAGCGUUAUGACAUGAUUGAUAAAGAAACGCCUACUCAUACGGAUAGGCAAAUUGAAGUUGAUAUUCCAAGAUGUCAUCAGUAUAGUGAGCUUUUAUCAUCCGGAGCUGGGCACGAAAGACUUCAAAGAUUAUUAAAAGCAUGGGUUAGAGAUAAUCCACAUUAUGUGUACUGGCAAGGACUAGAUUCGCUUACUGCGCCAUUUUUAUACUUAAAUUUUAAUAAUGAAGCUCGAGCAUUUGCUUGCCUGUCUGCUUUUAUACCUAAAUAUCUUCAUAAGUUUUUUUUGAAAGAUAACUCAGCUGUUAUACAAGAAUAUUUGGGAAAAUUUUCACAAAUUAUUGCAUUUUAUGAUCCACAAUUAGCAAACCAUCUUAAAUCCAUUAAUUUUGUUCCAGAAUUAUUUGCUAUUCCUUGGUUCUUAACAAUGUUUUCGCAUGUAUUCCCUAUUCAUAAGAUUUUACAUUUAUGGGACAAACUUUUGUUAGGUGAUUCGUCUUUUCCACUGUUUGUCGGUCUAGCAAUUUUAAAGCAAUUAAGAGACUCUUUACUUACAUCUGGUUUUAAUGAAUGUAUUCUCCUAUUUUCUGAUCUACCCGAAAUCGACAUAGAACUCUGUGUUAAAGACUCGAUGUCAAUGUAUCAGAGAACUCCAGCAAGUAUUACAUACCGAAGACAUCAAUUUAAUCAAUCAAAAGCUACUAGUUGGUCAGAACCAGAGCCUGGAACUGAGCGAAUGCCAAGAAUUAGUGUGGAUGAUUUCCUGGAUUUACUUAAUAAUACACCUGAAAGAGUUAUUAUUGUUGAUAUUCGUAAUAACAUACAAUUUGAAAGAGGCGCUAUUCCAAAUAGCAUUAAUAUUCCUUUUACAAGCGUACAACUUGCUCAUGUUCAAAUUGAUACACUUGGGCCACAAGCGAAGCCGCUCACAGAUAAUAAAGAUAGUAUCGUUGUCAUAAUUGGACUCAAUGAUCAAAAUAACGCUCUGUUUGCAGAGUUUCUUACCAGCUGUCAAGUAUUUGGUAUUUGUUCAUUGCAAGGUGGCAUUUAUGCAUUGCGAUCAAAAGCCGCCAAUAUUUUACAUCGCAGUCGUUAAAGUGUCGUUUGAAUGUGCCGAGGUUGAAAAGCUUUUAUAAAAUAAUAUUGUCUAAUAUUGGUAAAAAUACUACGAAUUAUUGGUUACACUUAUAUUGUAAUGCUAUAUUGUGAUGAAUGGUAAUUGUAAAAAUUAUUUUAAUUUAUCAAUCAUUUAAUUAAAUUGUAAAU
Molecule: messenger RNA, 2739 nt
Organism: Ceratosolen solmsi marchali
Lineage: Eukaryota; Metazoa; Arthropoda; Insecta; Hymenoptera; Agaonidae
Product: TBC domain-containing protein kinase-like protein
Exons: 12
Coding region: 137-2569 (810 amino acids)
Biological process (GO): protein phosphorylation; regulation of GTPase activity
Molecular function (GO): ATP binding; GTPase activator activity; protein kinase activity
Source: RefSeq, a predicted model, not a curated record